Mesorhabditis spiculigera is the source of this 531-nucleotide messenger RNA. The record is from the annotation of a GenBank genome assembly. Lineage: Eukaryota; Metazoa; Nematoda; Chromadorea; Rhabditida; Rhabditidae.
AUGGUUUGGCCGACUUUGAAAAGCGUGUGGCAAGCACAAAGUAGCAGAACACAUCCGCCAGGAAAGACGGCGACACUAAAACUAAUGCAAAGCUUCAAAUCGUCAAAACGUAUUGGAACGAAUAAAGAGAAACCUCUGCGUGUCGAGGGAUCAAAUGAAAGAAAUAGAACAUGCCACCUAGACGUGCAGCUACCUCGUACACCCGACCCGGCUCCGGUCUCUCCGUGGGCCGUCUCGCCCGUCAUCGCUGGCCAAGGAGACAACGCGGCCGAGCCGCUUGUUGGUCCUGAAAUCCCGGAUGUACGGAAGGUGGUCAAGUCGUCCCGGCAGCACUUGCAGCUCCUCGAGACGACCUGCUCGAGUGGGGUCACGCUAGUGACAGACCUGGUCUCGAAGGUGAACUCCGCCGACGAGCUGUUGCGCCCGUUGUUGCAGGCAGAUGUCCUCGAGCUCGAAGAGGUCAACUCGGCCGACGAGCUUUUGCGCCCGUUGAUGCAGAACGAUGUGCUCGAGCUCGAAGAGGUUCGCCUU